Molecule: messenger RNA, 883 nt
Organism: Vitis riparia (riverbank grape)
Lineage: Eukaryota; Viridiplantae; Streptophyta; Magnoliopsida; Vitales; Vitaceae
Product: protein PYRICULARIA ORYZAE RESISTANCE 21-like
Exons: 4
Coding region: 1-618 (205 amino acids)
Source: RefSeq, a predicted model, not a curated record
AUGGACUUGUUCAAUCUGCAUGUGAGGCCAACAAAGACUGCUACGACUAUGGUGUUGAAGGUUGAUCUAGGGUGUAAAUGCUGUUACGAGAAGAUCAAGAAUAAACUGCUCUGUAAAAUUCCUGAAAUAAAAGAGUAUGCUUUCCAUGAGAAGGACAACGCAGUGAUGAUCAAAGUAGUAUGCUGCUACCCUGAGAAGAUCAAAACGAAGCUUAUCUGCAAAGGUGGCAAAAUCAUCCACAGUAUUGAGGUUAGGGCACCCGAGAAACCUAAACCCCCAGCAGACAAGCCAAAACCUCCAGCUGACAAGCCAGAACCUCCAGCUGACAAACCAAAACCUCAAGCUGACAAGCCAAAGGUACCGGUGCCAACUCCAGUAACAGGGUAUCCACCAUGCAUCUAUCCACCUGGAGUGUCUUGUAAGUCAUGCUAUGAGGGACGUAGUGGUGGCCCCUGCCACCAUGGAUGUAGGAUUCCGCGCCAACCACCAUCUUAUGAUGGAUAUCUGAAGCUAGUGCCAUCCUAUGAUGGCUGGCCUUCUGGGUGUCGCUGUAACAGAAGCUAUGGUUGCCGCUGUGAAUUCUUUACUGAAGAAAAUCCCCCAUGCACCAUCAUGUGAAUCAUUCUCCAUCGUGAUUGUCCUUGUCUGGUUUUUUAUUUCCUUUUCUCAGUUGGGUGUUGAGUCAGUGAUCAGUCCUUUUGGGUUCUUUUCUCCUCCACAGCAUCAAGGCUGUAUAGGCCAAAGGAUUAAUAAUAAUGUUUGUGGGCUAAUAGUGUUGAUUCCAUCGUUAGAUGAGUAAGACAGUAAAAGUCUUUCUAUGACCAUUUCCUUUCCAUACUGUUGUAUCUCACUUUCUUUUACUUACUUAAGUUGCCUUCUGCAA